UAUUAGUCUUUGGUAGAAGUGUAGUGAUUAAUGAUUUAAAUUGUAUACCUGUACCUACUAAAAAUAUAUUAUUUAAUUUAUUAUACCCAAAUAAGUAUAAAUCAUUCAUGAGCAUUUAACGUUUUAAGGUAUAUUUUCUAAAUAAAAAAGUAACAGGUACAUUGCCACAUGGAAAAAUAUCAUCAGAAACGCGAUAAAAAAUAAACGACUCCGUUACCACUUGCCCGCAAAACUAGUUAAUGGAGGUUUGGUCGAUUCUGCUGUGGUCUUACUGUUAAAAACUGCACAAUGGGAAAAGAAUCAAAGCUUGACUUAGAAAAAUCCACAAAUGGUGAAGCUCACGAUGAUGAAACUAAGAAAAAGAAAAAAAGUAAAAAGCACAAGAAGCGUAAGAGAACAUCAGAGGAAAAAGAAGAAAAGGCUUACAAGAAGAAAAAGAAAUCUAAGAAAGAAAAAGGUAAGAGUCCUAAAAUAGAAAGUGAGACAUCACUUUCAGAUGUAGAAGAUUUAAUUAAAAAAUCUAGACGAUGUAAACCUGCAAAGAAGGAAUCCUCUCUAGACACUCCUUUAAUAGAUUCCAUGAAAACUUAUAAACCAAAAAACGGUGACGCGCCUGUUGUUCAGUCGCGAAGUAGUAGUAGUAGAACUGCCCUACCACAGAAAAUAAGCGAAACUUUGGAAAUCUUAUCAUCAAAUUCGGAAACCGAAAAUUAUCAAGAAGACUGUGCUAGCCCUGAAUUAACGAUAAUUGAAGAUGAUCUUAAUCUGGAAGAGUUAAUGAAACAAAAAGAAUUGUUACAAGCCCGCUUGGUUGCUUACAAUUCUGAUAAGAGUGAUGAUGACACUCGGAAAGAAAGUUCAAAGAAUAAGGUUAUUUGCAUAAAUGACGAGGAAAUCAAGACUCCUAUACGUAAGAAAGAAAAACGAGAUCGUGACGUUGAAAUAAAGAAAAGUAAAUAUAUACAAAGCAAAGACCGAUCAUCGGAAAAAGAUAAAUUGAAAUCUAAACGGAAAGAAGAAGAUUUAAGAGAAAUAAUAAAUAGGGAAAGUAGAAAAGAGAUGGAAAAAAGAUUAGAAGAAAAGGAACACCGCGAACGCAAGGAACGCGACCGUCGUAAACUUGAGGCAGAGAGAGACAGAGAGCGUGAACGUGAAAAGGAAAGGGACCGUGAAAAAGAACGACAACGUGAAAGGGAACGGGAAAGAGAUAGGGAGAAGAAACGAGAAAGAGAACGCGAAAGAGAAAGGGAUCGUGACAGAGAUCGCGAUAAAGAUCACCGAUCUUCAGAAUUAAAGCGGAGAGAAAGAGACUUAGUUCGAAGCAGACGAUCAAGAGAUAAGUCAAUUAUGUCUCGCCGCGAUAGAAGAUAUUCAGACCGUGAUCGCAGAUCUCGAGACCGAAGUAGAGAUAGGCACAGACCACGGUCUCGCGAAAAGAAUUUUAGAUCCGAACAAAAGGCGAAGGGUAAUAAUUCAUCAAAUGAAGUCGCCCAAAUAGUACCCAGCUCAAGUGAUGAAGAGCUUGAUAUAUCUAUUAACACUGAUGAUGAGGAAGAAUCUGACGAACAAAUCAUUGAAAGAAGAAGAAAACAAAGAGAACAGCUCUUAAAGAGACUAGGGUGUAAUAAUAGCAGUAAUUCAAAUACAGAACAUAACAACACUACGACUCAAUCUAAUAAAGUUGAGUCUGCAACACCCGAAAUUAAAAUAUCCAAGGACAUUACUACUGCACAAGUACAGUCAAAAACCGAUUCAAAGGCCGAAAAGAAUACUAUAAAAAAUUCAGAAAAUGAAUAUAAAGCUGCAACCAAUAUCGAUAAAACACAUAGAGCAAAUGAAUGGGACAUGUUUGCAGAUCAGGAUAACUUUGAUAGUGUAGAUACACCAACUACUGGAAAACCUCGACGUAAAAAUGCUCUAGAAAAUCCAUCCCUUACUGACAAUUGGGAUGAUGCUGAAGGCUAUUAUAGGGUUCGAAUUGGUGAAACUUUAGAUAACAGAUACACUGUGUAUGGUUAUACGGGUCAAGGUGUGUUUUCAAAUGUAGUUCGUGCUCGUGACCAAGCUCGAGGAAAUUCGGAUGUUGCUGUUAAAAUUAUUCGAAACAAUGAGAUUAUGCAUAAAACGGGAUUAAGAGAAUUAGAAAUUUUGAAAAGGUUGAAUGAUGCAGAUCCUGAAGACAAAUUUCAUUGUUUGCGACUUUUCCGCCACUUUUUCCAUAAGAGACAUCUUUGUAUGGUCAUGGAACCACUAUCAAUGAAUUUAAGAGAAGUUCUAAAAAAAUAUGGAAAAAAUAGUGGCAUACAUAUUAAAGCUGUUAGGAGUUACACACAACAAAUGUUGUUAGCUUUAAAACUAUUGAAAAAAACUGGAAUUUUACAUGCUGAUAUAAAACCUGAUAAUAUAUUGGUUAAUGAUAGUAAAUUAAUGCUAAAACUAUGUGAUUUUGGUGCAGCAUCACAUGUAUCAGAUAAUGAAAUUACACCAUACCUCGUAUCAAGGUUUUAUAGAGCUCCAGAAAUUAUUCUUGGUGUGUCAUAUGACUAUGGUAUUGACAUGUGGUCAACUGCAUGUACUAUUUAUGAAUUAUCAACAGGAAAAAUUAUGUUCAGUGGCAAAUCUAAUAAUGAAAUGUUAAAAUAUUUCAUGGACCUAAAGGGGAAAAUACCAAAUAAGAUUAUUAAAAAAGGUCAUUUCAAGGAUCAACAUUUUGAUGCUAAUUGUAACUUUUUGUACCAUGAACUUGAUAAGAUUACAGAAAGGGAAAAAAUUGUUAUAAUGUCAAGUAUAAAGCCCACACGGGACUUACAAACAGAAUUAGCUCCUCCACAUCACCGUUUGCCAGCUCCAGAGGCUAAAAAAAUAACACAACUAAAGGACUUACUAGAAAGGAUGAUUAUGCUGGAUCCAGCUAAACGAGCGUCUGUAAAUCAUUGUUUGGCUCAUCCCUUUAUUCAAGAAAAAAUUUAAUUUUCUUUUAUACAUUGUCUACAAAAAAAAAUGAAUUGUUAUAAUAUAUGAGUAAAUAUAUAUACAUUUUUUUAACAUAAAUUGGUCCACUUUCAGUGUCUAAAUUAUUUUUAUAGAUGACAUAUACCAAAUUAUGAAAUUACUAAUAGACUACAUCAUAAAAAAAAGAAACUUAAAAUAACAAAGGUUGUAACGCGAAUCUGCCAUGUACUAAGAUGUAGAAUGAUUUUAAUGUACAUAUGAACAUGAAAUUUUAAUUUGUAAUACUUUACGAUUGGGUUAAGAUCGGAACGUAAAUGUACUCAUUUUAUCCUAAAUGUUAUUUUAUAAGCUUGUCAAUGUUUAUGGUACAUAAGUAAUUCUGAUAAAUAUACUACAGUUUAAUA
Molecule: messenger RNA, 3356 nt
Organism: Melitaea cinxia (Glanville fritillary)
Lineage: Eukaryota; Metazoa; Arthropoda; Insecta; Lepidoptera; Nymphalidae
Gene: Prp4k
Product: serine/threonine-protein kinase prp4
Exons: 10
Coding region: 289-2970 (893 amino acids)
Biological process (GO): mRNA cis splicing, via spliceosome; peptidyl-serine phosphorylation; peptidyl-threonine phosphorylation
Molecular function (GO): protein serine/threonine kinase activity; ATP binding
Source: RefSeq, a predicted model, not a curated record